This is a messenger RNA of Salvelinus fontinalis (brook trout), 912 nucleotides long. RefSeq lists its product as uncharacterized. NCBI's taxonomy places the organism in Eukaryota, Metazoa, Chordata, Actinopteri, Salmoniformes, Salmonidae. The record is from RefSeq and is a predicted model, not a curated record. The transcript has 3 exons. Bases 1 to 912 code for a protein of 303 amino acids.
AUGUCCAAUGACUCCAACUAUGAUGUGGCAGUGGAACAGAAUACAGGCCUUUUAAAUGCUACUAUAUCUGGGGAUGACGUAGGGCUGCUGGACACAGUGAAAGUGUGUGUCCACGGGGGCAUCUUCCUGACCACCUUCUUCUUUACCUACCUCAUUGUGGUGACAGUGUUCCACACAGCCGAGCUCCGCCGCAAUGUCCGCUUCGUUCUGCUGUUCCAGCACUGUGCCUGUGUGACCAGCUUCAACGGCGUGGGCACCGUCCUGCACGGCCGCCGCGCCCUCCGCGUGCCCAUCAACCGCCUUACCUGCUGGGUCCUUUUUGACUUUCAGGUGGCUCUAGGCCGUGGCAUUGGCAUCACCCUCACCCUCAUGGCCAUCAACACCUGUCUGUCCAUCCUGAGGCCGCUCCACUACCCAACGCUAGUGCGUCGCAUUCGGUCUUCCGUCAUGGUGCUGGCUUGGUUGGAGCUGGACCCCGUGUGCUCCACCACGCUGGAGAGUCCCACAUCUCGGUUCAGCAGCCUGGCACUGGUGGUGUUAUUGAUACGUGCUCAUCUACAUGGAGGGCUGCCGGGGGGGCAUUUCUCCCGCUCCAACAGCAGCGGGUGCCGCACCAUCCCGAUCCACAUGCUACAGAUGAUCCUGUACCUGCUCCCUCUGGUGCCUCUGGUGCCCAUCAUCACCAGGUGGAAGCACAAUAUGGCCGCCACAGUGACCAACUUCGUGGUGUUCCUAGUGGGGCAGGCACUCAGCCCCGUGGUGUACGGCUUGCGUUGCCGGGAACUCCGGGAGCAGCUUUCCCGCUUCCUCCCCUGCUGGACAAAAGUUUUCCAAACCUGCACCACAGACCGCUCUAGUACAGAGACCCCCACUCAGCACUGGAACUGCAAUGAUCUCCAGAACCGCGACUAG